Arachis duranensis is the source of this 576-nucleotide messenger RNA. RefSeq names its product pectinesterase inhibitor-like. Gene Ontology annotation, biological process: negative regulation of catalytic activity. Gene Ontology annotation, molecular function: enzyme inhibitor activity. The transcript has a single exon. NCBI's taxonomy places the organism in Eukaryota, Viridiplantae, Streptophyta, Magnoliopsida, Fabales, Fabaceae. Bases 1 to 576 code for a protein of 191 amino acids. The record is from RefSeq and is a predicted model, not a curated record.
AUGAAACUCUCAACAUUUUCAACCAUCAUUGCACUUCACUUUGCAAUUUCAUGUUUAUUCUUGAUCCAACCAAUCCAAUCCACCAUCCCAAAACCAGGCUUGUUAGAAACCGUAUGCCGAAAUACACCCCAUCACUACCUUUGCGUUUUCAUUCUAAAAUCACAUUUGCAACCCCUGCAACUUCGAUCCGGCGUCGACGUUGCAGGGUUUGCUCGCAUAGCCCUAGAGGUCGUCGCGGCUAACGCAUCAGCCACGAUAGACCGCAUUAAGGAGAUUCAAAAGCAAUCUGAGGACAAGAAACUCAAAACUAGCUUGGAAAGUUGCAUAGUCUCUUAUACCAAGAUUGUGAACGUGCUUUUGCCACAAGCUCUUAAAUGCAUGGACAAAGGUGACUAUAGUUGUGCCAACCGCAAUGCGUUAAUUGCUGGAACCCUAGCUGGUUCAUGUGAGAAAAAAUGCAAGGAGAGCUCUAGUGCAGUCAUGACAGAUACCAAUAUUUAUAUGCAAAAUAUAUGUAGCAUAGCUGUGUCCAUUAUUACAACAAUGCCUCAAUCUGUGCACCAAACUUUGGCAUAG